Molecule: messenger RNA, 5889 nt
Organism: Dictyostelium purpureum
Lineage: Eukaryota; Evosea; Eumycetozoa; Dictyosteliales; Dictyosteliaceae
Exons: 3
Coding region: 1-5889 (1962 amino acids)
Biological process (GO): peptidyl-threonine phosphorylation
Cellular component (GO): cytoplasm
Molecular function (GO): protein serine/threonine kinase activity; protein binding
Source: RefSeq, a predicted model, not a curated record
AUGAAUCAAAGAAUAAAUGAAGAAGCUUUGGAAGUUGUUGAUAUGAAUUCAAUAAAUAAUAUCGAUGAUAUUAGAUUAUUAAUAACGAAUUCAAAAUUAUCAAUUCAAUUAUCCAAAUUAAUUUUAGAAUCAUCUUAUAAAGAUGAAUAUAUUGUAUUAUUUUUUGUAUUAUUACACACCAUAGAUUUACAUCCAAAUACCAAGGCUAACUUUUUAGUAUCUACUUUUGAUAAAAAACUAUACAGUUUAUCAAAAUCUUUGUUAGAUACUAACAAAUUCACUUUUGUUGAAAUUUUGAAAUGUUUAAAGAUUAUGGACUCAAAGAGAAAUAUUAGAAUUUUAAAUGAAAAAUUAAAGAUCAUUAAAGAAAAGCAUGACACCCGUAUUGCUACCAUAAAAACCAUAUCAGACGAAUACCAUAGAAAUAAAAUCAUGGAAAAAUUAAAAAAUCUUGAAAUUAAUGAUCAAGAAGCUGAAGAGUUAUUAAAGAAGAUUGAAAAUGGUGGUUUUGAAGAAGAACAGAAAAAGAAAGAAGAAGAAAAAAAGAAAGAGGAAGAAGAAAAGAAAGAGGAAGAAAAGAAAGUUGUAUCGAGAGGUUCCAGAUCUGUAAGAGGUGCCAGACCCACAAGAGGUUCCAGAUCUGUAAGAGGUGCUAGAUCUACAAGAGGUGCUAGACCUUCAAGAGCUGCCGUGGCAGUUGAAGAGCCAAAAUCUGAAGAAAAGAAAGAAGAAAAAGAAGAAAAAGAAGAAAAAGAAAAAUCAAAAGUUUCAGAGUCUCCUCAAGAAAAAUUAAAAAAGAAAAAAAUAAGAGAAGAGCUUUUUGAAAAACGUUACCAAAAUUCACUUAAAUCAACUGAGGCUAAAAUUAGAGAGUUGGUUGGCUAUGGCUAUGAAUCCACAUUGUCUGGUAAUGUUGUAAAAAUUUUUAAAUCAUGGUUCAAAACUGUUAGCAAAAAUACUUUAGAAUACUUUGCAUUGGGCCAACCAAAGAAGACAUGGAAAGAAAUUGCUGACCUUCUACAUUUGGGACCAAAAGAUCUUUGCUCUGACCUUCCAUGGUUCUUAAGUGUUAUGUUUGGAAGACCAGCACCAGAGGGCACAUAUGUCUACGAGUUUGAAAAAGAAUUAAAGAAACCAGAAGAAUUUACAAAAGAUAAAGCUCUAUUAAUUAUAAACAAAUAUAAACCAUCCUAUGCUUUCUUAAGAAAGAACCUUCCAAGCGUAUUGCUCGAUGAAGAUGUUAAAUUAACCAUUGCAAAUUACGAAGAGUUACCUGCUUUGGUAUGGUGGUUACACGAAUUUAAAGAAUGUCCAAAAAUAAUCGAAUUGAUUGUUAAACGUUUAAAUUCUGGUGAAAGUAUUUCAGAGGUUUCAGUUGGUAUUUUGCUCGAAAAAGCUAUGCCAUUAAAAAAAGAAGAUGCUUUGUUCAAGGCUUUAUUCGAAGCUAUUGUCAAUAAAAUGGCACAAAUUAAAGAGCGUUUUUCAUUGCCACCACCAAUCGCCACAUUAUGUGACAAAUCUGGUAGUAUGGAUACAGCCAUUCGUCUUUCAUUAAUUAUUAGUUUCAUCAUUUCAAAUUUAACCCCAGAUUCAACAUUGUCAUUCUUUGAUUCCGCAGAUACUCCAUCUCCAUUCAAAACCGAUUCUCUAGAGACUUUAUUCGAAUCAAAAAAUGUCAUUAGAGCUAGUGGCGGUACAGAUCCAGGUGCAUCAAUGUCCAAGUUAUUAAACGAAAAGAUCAAGAAAAAUUAUAUUAUUGUUGUUACCGAUGAGGAAGAAAAUAGUUAUAGACAUGGUUCUUUUGCCGAUCUUUUCGUAAAAUAUCGUAAUGAAGUUAAUAAAGAUGCCAAGGUAGUCUUCAUUUCUUUCCUUAGACUCCAUGCUAAAGGUCAAAUGGUCACUGCAUUAAGAAACGUUGGCGUUGAACCAAUUCAAAUGAUUUUAGAUAAUUCAAGUCCAGAUGUCACAAAGAUCGAUUUAAUGCUUUCAAAUUUGGCAUGUGAAUCAGAAUUAUUUAAAGACCAACUCGAUCUUUUUGUAAAUAUUAUGAAUACAGUUGGGGAUAAAAAGACCUUUGAAAUGAUCACUCAAAAGAAGAACCGUCUUAUGACCACCAGCCUUAAUCUCGAAUUGGGCAUCGAAAACUUAAAAGCUCUUUGUCUCAAAUAUCAAGAAACCAAAUCAACUGACUCAUUGCAAUUAUUAAUCAUCAAGAAUACCUUAAAUCGUCUUAUCAAGAUUGCAAAGGAUAUUAAAUCAGAACCAGCCGAAGAAAUCUUUACCAAAGUUCAAAAAGAAUUUUCAAAGAUGAACAAAGAAGAAGGUGUCAAGUAUCUCUUAGAGUCCAUUAAUGCUAUUGAUAGAUGUGUUUAUAUCUCAAAGCAUGAAAUUAAUCAAGAAAUUAAAGAUAAAGAAUACACCGAAUCGAAAACUUCAACUUUAUCAAAGAUCAAAUCAACUAUUUUAGACCAAAUUUCAAUUCCAGAUGUUAAUAGUGAGAUGAACAGUGAAAAUAAAUCUAAUUUUGUUUCAAUCUAUUCUGUUUUAUUAAAUUCAGUUGAUUUACAAUCAAAAGUAAAAAUAAACGUAUUGUGUGGUUCGAUUAUGUCAAAGAAUUAUGAUUUUGCAAAAUUAAUUUUAUACAAUAAAAGCUAUACAUUCAAAGAAGUUGCAAAGGCAAUUAAAAUUAUAGAUUCACCAAGGAGAAUUAAACAGUUAAAAUUAAAAGUGGAAAAUGCUUUAUUAUCACACCAAAAAAGAAAAGAAAGAUUGGAAGAGCAAUCAAAAUUAUAUUUAGAAAGUAAAUUAAUAAAUGAUAACAAUAACAAUAACAAUAACAAUAACAAUAACAAUAACAAUAACAAUAACAAUAACAAUAACAAUAAUAAUAACAAUAAUAAUAACACUAAUAACAAUAACAACAACUAUAAAAUAAAAUAUAAACCAAAGAGAAAUAGAGUAAAUAAAAAUAAUAAAAAUAAUAAAAAUAAUAAUAGUAAAAAUGAUAAAAAUAAAAAGAAAAAAAAAGUAAAUGAAAAAUUAAUUCAAUUAAGGUUCGAUUCAAGUAUUAAAAAAAUGAAACAAGAAAUAGAAAAUUUAGAAAAGUAUGAAUAUGUUGGUUCUUUAAGCGGUAAUUUAGUUAAAAUGUUUAAACAGUGGAUUCAUACUUUCCCAGAAAAAACUUUAGAGUUUUUUGCAUUGGGCCAACCAAAAGAAAUAUGGAGAGAAAUGGCAGAUCUUUUACAUUUAUCACCAAAUGAUUUUCAAGGUAGCUGGUUUUUGCCAGUGAUGUUUAAUGGCAAAUCUCCUCAGGGUUCAGUAAUCAAUGUAUUUUCAAAUUUUAACUCAACAGAAGAAGAGCUUUUAGCAGAUGAAGUUUUAAUGAAUGACUUUGUAGAAUUGGUUAAGAAGUUUAAACCAUCAUAUUCAUAUAUUAGAAAAAGAAUCUCACCAUCGAAAAUUCCAGACCAUUUGAAGCUAAUCAUUGCCCAGUAUGAAGAGCUAAAUAGUGUUCUUUGGUUUUACCACGAACUAUGCUCAUAUGAUGUUGACACGUUACUCUCAGAGAGACUCCAAAAAGAGACACUAUCUCAAUCAUAUGGUGUUUUGUUAGAGAAAGCCAUGUUUCUUCAACAGAACGGUAUUCCAGUUUUUAAAGAUAUUUUACCAAUAGUAUCAAAUAGUCUCAAAACAUUAGCAUCAAAGAUUACACUAUCACCUCCAUUGGGAACUAUAGGUGAUUGUUCAAACUCAAUGUUUUUAAGUAUAAGAUUAGCAACCAUUAUAGCUUCACUUAUCAGUUAUUUGACACCAGAUUCAACAUUAAAAUUCUUUAAUCACUCUCCAAUUUUUGCACCACUCAAUGUAAACAAUAUUUCUGAAGUUUUUAAAGUAUCCGAUUUAAUUAAGGGUUCUGGCUCCACCAGUCCAGCAGCUGGUUUGUGGCCAUUCUAUGAAAAGAAAGAGAAAUUAGAAUAUUUGGUAGUAGUUUCAGAUGAGGAAGAAAAUUGCAACUAUAAUGGUUACUCAUUUGCUCAGUUGUUCAAAAAAUAUAUUAAUGAAGUUGCAUCAGAUUGCAAAUUAGUAUUGGUAUCAUUUUUGGAUAACAACCAAGAAGGAAAUAUGUACAGUGUUUUAACUAAAGAUUAUGGUAUCACUCCUCUUCAGUUUAGAUUGGACAAGAGAAGACCAGAUGUCACUAAAGUUGAUGAUAUGAUAACAACCCUAUCAUGUGAAUCACCAGAAUUUAAAUAUCAAGUAAAAAGCCUUAAUUUUAUUCACGAGAUUUUUGGUAUUCCACUCUUCAAACAACAUUUAAAUUCAACCUCAAGCAAUCUUUUCUUUAGUUCAUACACAAUAGAAAAUUAUUUAUUAACAUUAAAAUAUAUAACAAAUUACUUAAUGGACCCAAAUGGACCAUCAGUACUAUAUGAAAUGGAUAUCAAUAAAAUACUUAAACAAAAUAACAAGGGUGAUGCAUUUUAUAAGUUGGCCAUUAGUGAAAUUAUUGAAGAGCUAUGCGAAUAUUCUAAACAGUUCAAAUUUACCAAUGUAUAUAAUCAUAUUGCCGAUUUAUUAGAAACCUUCUCUAUUUCUAAAUGUCAAGAUAAAAUUAAACAAAUCUAUUCAAAUUUAAACCAUAAUUUAGAAAAAUCAAACCCAUUAAGCAAAGAUCUUAUUAUAGAACAAAAUAGUAAAAACAAUGAAAAAGACCAAAUAAUUAAAAAGAAAAAUGGUGGAAAGAGAGAAUUAGUUUUAAAUAGCUUAGAGUUAUCAAUUUUAUUUAGCUAUUUAGAAGACAGCAAAUCAUUAGUAGCUUGCUCAAUGGUUUGUAAACUAUGGAGAAAGUGUACAUUUAAUUCAAAUAUAUGGACCAAGUUUAUGUCACGUCAUAACAAUCAAUAUUUGGAUUUGGUUAUCUUAUGUGAUGUUACUGGUAGUAUGGGAUCUGAGCUUACCCAGGUAAAAACAAAGUUAGGUCAAAUUGUUGAUAGAAUAAAGGAAUCAAAGGUCAAUGUAAGGGUUGCUAAUGUAUUCUAUAAUGAUCACCACCAAGUCUAUUUACAAACUGAUGAGUCUCCAACUGUUCAAGUGGACUUUACAUCCGAUUUGGACGAAAUUAAAUCAAAGAUUGAAAGUUUAAAUGUAGAUGGUGGGGAUGAUAAUGCAGAGGCAGUUGCAGAUGGUCUAUAUCAGGUAUCUAAACUUAACUUUAGAAGGAAUAGCACCAAAGUUUGUAUUUUUAUUGCAGAUGCACCUGCCCAUGGCUUUGAUGAAGCAAUAGACAAUUUCCCUAAUGGCUGUCCAUGUGGACAUGAUUGUAUAGAAUUGGUUAGAAAAAUUGUUAAAAUGGGUGUUACAUUUUAUACAGUAUCAUGCAGACCUACCCAUUCAUCAAGUGACUUUUUAUGUGCAAUUGCAGAUAUCUCUGAAGGUGCAUGUGUCGAAUUACAAUCUUCAGAAUAUUUAUCAGAUUUUAUAGUUGGAUCAGCUCAAGAUGCUUUGUUUUUAGAAUCGGUUAGUCACCAAGUAAUAAGAGAGGUCGAAGAAAUACGUUUACAAAAUCCAUUUUUAAAUAUGGAGGAGUCUAUAUAUCGUGCAACCUAUGCCUUACGUAGCAAGGGUGUAAUGAUGAAAGAUUCAUCAAGAGUUGCUUCAUCAAAUGCAAUUGAAAAGUAUGAAAGAUAUAGAUUUAUAAUUCAAUCAGAUUCAGAUAAACAAUUCAUUGAAAAGUUUAACAACUAUAAAAAAUCAACAAAUAUAAAACCAAUUAAAAAAACAAAUAGAAAUAAUAAUAUUCAAUCAAAUGCCACAAGUUUUGACGACUCAUUAGUUUUAAUUAACAUUCCAUAUGUCAGAAAAAUUUGUAAAAAAUUUGGUUUGAUUUAA